AUGCGUAUCCCUGGCCCUUCCCCUAUCUCCUGCAUGGGCUGCGCCUCACGACACGUCAGCUCAACAUACGUGUCAACGAAUGAUUGGCAUAUGCGUUUAUCCGUAAUCCCGCUUAUAUCAUCUCGAACCAUAUCCACACGCAUUGACAGUGAUAUCCAAUAUCGAAGUGGAGAUGAGUCAAUUAUCUCCAAUUAG
Molecule: messenger RNA, 195 nt
Organism: Bipolaris maydis ATCC 48331
Lineage: Eukaryota; Fungi; Ascomycota; Dothideomycetes; Pleosporales; Pleosporaceae
Source: RefSeq, a predicted model, not a curated record